Molecule: messenger RNA, 2670 nt
Organism: Acanthopagrus latus (yellowfin seabream)
Lineage: Eukaryota; Metazoa; Chordata; Actinopteri; Spariformes; Sparidae
Product: synaptophysin-like
Exons: 8
Coding region: 78-962 (294 amino acids)
Cellular component (GO): synaptic vesicle; synaptic vesicle membrane; presynaptic active zone
Source: RefSeq, a predicted model, not a curated record
CCCCUCCCCCCCCUCCCUCCUCCUCUCUCCUCUCUCCUCCUCCCUCCAUCUCCUCUCUCCUCUCGACAGGCAGCAGGAUGGACAUCGUAAAUCAGCUGGUGGCCCAGGGUCAGUUCAGGGUGUUGAAGGUUCCUCUGGGCUUCAUCAAGGCCUUAGAAUGGUUUUUCGCCAUCUUUGCCUUCUCCACCUGUGGCAGUUAUUCUGGGAUGUUCCGGAUGGCGGUGGAGUGUAAGAACCGGACCCUCAGUGACCUGAGUAUAGAGGUGGAGUUUGAGUAUCCGUUCAGACUCCACCAGGUGUAUUUCGAUGCCCCCACCUGUAAGGACAAGGGAACGGACCGCCUCUUCCUGGUUGGCGACUACUCCUCCUCAUCCGAGUUCUUCGUCACCAUCGGCGUCUUCGCCUUCCUCUACUCCACCGCGGCUCUCAGCAUCUAUGUCUUCUUCUUUGAGAAGUACAAAGAGAACAACAAGGGUCCUCUGAUUGACCUGGGUGUGACCGCAGUCUUUGCCUUCAUGUGGUUGGUAAGCUCGGCGGCGUGGGCCAAAGGUCUGUCCGACGUGAAGACGGCGACCGACCCUGCUGAAGUGAUCACUAUGAUCCCCGCCUGUGAUGACGAUGAUGGGAACCGCUGCCGUGAAGUCCACGACCCGGUCAUGUCUGGACUCAACACCUCUGUGGCUUUUGGCUUCAUUAACCUGAUCCUGUGGGCAGGAAACCUCUGGUUCGUCUUUAAGGAGACGGGCAUCAUCGCUCCCUUCAUGCGGGCUCCGCCUCCUCAGGAGAAGGCUGCUGCACCGGACGCCUACGCCCAACAGGGGGCGUACGAACAAGACCCCUACGCCAGCAGCCAGGGAGGCUACCAACCCGACUACAGCCAGCAGGGCUACAACCAGGAUGCAGAGUACGGUCAGGGCUACGGCCAGCAGGCGGCGCCCACCUCCUUCUCUAAUCAGAUGUGAAGUGACAGGAAGCAGAAUGCAUCGGAGUGAACCAACAGUGGGUCGCCUGCAACCUACCCACAAUGCAACACUCAUGUCUGUCUGCAAAGUUAACGGGUGGGGUGGGGGGUGGAGGUUAAAUGAGGAUGGGUUAGAUGUUCUCUAUAUUGAUCGAUGUGUAAAUGAUAAAAAGAGUUAUAAUUCCACUAACUUGAAAGCACCAAAACAACAACAACGCUGACCAAUCAGAAACAAGUGAUGAUAUUGAUCAGAGUAAUUCAUAUUAAAGAACAUAAUCUGUGGAGAGAAUGUAUGUUUGUGUUGUAUAGAUAUCACUGAACAGAUAUAUAAUAUAGACUGAACUGUAUUCAUGUUUCCUAUUGAACCCAAUGAUCUGCCCCGCCCCCUGCCAUAUGCCCCGCCCCCUGCCAUAUGCCGAUGCGUCGUCAGAUCCACAGACCAGAUUUAAAUCAGCCAAUCAUGGAGCUGUUCAGACUGGGUUCACACAGAGACAAACCCAAUUUGAACCGACACCAGAUGAAACUGGAUCCAAACCAACAUCACCUCCAGCUGUGUGCUGUUUGUCUUGCUGCAUGUAAAUAUCAACACAGGAAGUGAUGUCAUUCUGGAGACACAGUUAACCCAGUCUGAACUCCAGCUUCACGUUGGAAACUGGAUCCAAAAUGGCUCCUGGUUGUUACAGUUUACACUGUCUGUGUGUUAGAUUUACAGGCUCAGCUGUCUGUUACAUUCCUGCUGCUCCUCUCGGAUCAGAGCGGCGACAAACAUCCGUCUGAACGAUUAAUCAAUCAGAACCAGGACCGGAUCACUCUGCUGGUCUCAGCUUCAACACACCGACACCGGAGGAAGCUAGCAUCACUCUGAUCAAAUACUAACGGUCUCCAUGACAACACUGACGUCCACACUGAGGCAGAAAGUGAAUCUGUGGUUAGCAUGUGUUAGCUAGCUGACGUCUCACCAGAGCAACAGAUAUUACUGACUUAGUUUAGCCGGUUACAACUACCUAACUUUGCUUGCACACAUUAAGUGUGUUACUGUGGACUGAAGACAGCAGACACCAUUUCACAUAAACACUCAACACACUGAGCGUUGGACAGACACAAAAUGGACGUCUCAUGUUAGGAGGAGCUUCCUGUCGAGCGCCCGCCUCUGACACAGAGCAAAAAGUUAAAAGCUCCAUGUUUGAAUCUUCAGACGGACGUUUGUCAGCGUUCAACUCACUGUUUUCUGUUGUUUGUGUUCUCCUCGGCUCUCAGCCAAUCAGCUGCAGCCGUGAGUCUUUCUGAAAAGUUCUGGGUCUGAAAAGUAAGAAAAAAAAAAACUUGAUGCCUCUUCUUCUUUGGUUGUUCUGUUUUUCUGGGAACGUGAAGCUGUUUUUAGCGUCGGUAUCUUCCUCCGCAUGGUGACGUGUUUCUGCUCGUGUUGUACAGUAACUGAUGAUCAGUGUGAUUCUACUUCCUGUUUCCUGUACAGGUGUAUGUGUGUGUGUGUGUGGGUGUGUGUGUGUGUGUUUGUGUGUGUGUGAGAGUGUUUCUGUCAUGACUUCUUGUACAUCUCUAUCAAUCUCUUUUCUUUCCUCCUCCUCUUCAUCACCUUCUUCUCUUUAAUUGUCUUCCUUUGGUUUUUAUAUCUCUCAAUCUUUUUCUUCUUUACUCCCUUCUUCCCCUUCUUCUUCUUCUCUUUCCUUCCUUCCCCCUCGACAUCUUCC